AUGGAAAAUAUUAAAUCUAUAUAUAUCACGAUAGUUUUACUGAUUCUAUCAUCUGCAGCAUUUUUUAUUUUCAAUAAGAAUGGUAAAAUUGCUGUUAGUGUUAAUGGCCACUCUGGUGAUAAACAAUAUAAAAAUAAAAAACCUACUUUGAUUAUAGCAGGCUCGUCAAAUUCUGGUAAAAGUACUUUAUUUGGUUUAUUAACAACGGAUUCUAUUAAGACAACUGUAGUUUCUCAGGUUCCUAAUGUAUGCCAUCAUUUUGUCAGUGAACCUGAAAAUAAAGCUGUGAAAUUAAUAGAUUUCCCUGGAAAUAUUAAGCUAACUUACAAACUAAUUGAAGCUUUGAAGAGCUCAAACAACAUAAAAGGUAUUAUAUUUGUGACCGAUUCUACUGUCGAUCCGAGGCAUAUAACACAGACAGCUGAGUUGUUGUAUAACAUAUUAAAUAUUGUUGAAGAUAGAGACCAUAAUGGUGUGAAUAUUUUAAUAGCAUGUAAUAAAUCUGAAUCAUUUAUAGCAAGACCUCCACAAAAGAUCCUAAAUGCUUUAGAAAACGAAAUAGCAAAUAUUAUUAAAAGAAAAAAGAAAUCUCUGAACUCUGUGAGUGAUACUCAAGCUAAUGAUGCAGAUUUAUAUGAUGAGGAUUUAUUAAAUGAUGAAAAUCCUCUAGAUUCAAUCAACGAUUUUAAAUUCUCACUUUUGGAAAGUGAAAUUACACUAGCAGAAGGUAGUGUAACUAAAAGAAAAAUAUCUAAAUGGCAAGAAUGGAUUAAUGACGUUGUGAACCAGUGA
Messenger RNA from Tetrapisispora phaffii CBS 4417, 792 nucleotides. RefSeq names its product Signal recognition particle receptor subunit beta (gene SRP102). The transcript has a single exon. Lineage: Eukaryota; Fungi; Ascomycota; Saccharomycetes; Saccharomycetales; Saccharomycetaceae. The coding region runs from base 1 to 792 and encodes 263 amino acids. The record is from RefSeq and is a predicted model, not a curated record.